This is a messenger RNA of Fulvia fulva, 2151 nucleotides long. RefSeq lists its product as uncharacterized. The record is from RefSeq and is a predicted model, not a curated record. Bases 1 to 2151 code for a protein of 716 amino acids. The transcript is spliced from 9 exons. Lineage: Eukaryota; Fungi; Ascomycota; Dothideomycetes; Mycosphaerellales; Mycosphaerellaceae.
AUGGCCGUCACCAGACAGAAGCAGAAGCAGAAGCCACAAACCACGACCACACCCAAGACAGAAGUCACCCAACAGCAGAGUCUUGAGAUCGUGCAGACUCUAGUCCAUGGCACGCUCAGCAACACGUGCUUUCUCAGGGGGCUGUUACCAGAGAGAGCGUUGCAAGACGCAGUGAUCGGAAACAGCGAUCGCUUGGUGUAUACCGACUUCGCCGCCGGCAAGCUCAACCAGAAAAAGUCGACCCAGGACUUCACGAACCUCAAGGCCAUGCGGCGUGGCGAGAGCGUGCGUGUCGACACAUUUUUGGAUUGGCUUGUGAGUUCCUGCACACGAUACCAAGCGAUAUCCACUCAUCACAAACAGGAGAUCGGAGCGUUCACCGCACUCAAAGACAACCGCCUGCACGCUGUUUGCGUGUAUGUGCACGCCCAACCAGAUCGGAAGGAGUUGCUCGAGAAGUACGUUUUCACCAUCCAGUACGACUCUGACGGUGAACAUGGGAAGCUGCUUGCCGGUGUGCAGAUAGCCACCCGUCAGGACAGUGUACGAACGGUCGAGGCGACUAUGGCUGGCUUGCAGACUUUCCUGCGUGAGAUCAGCACUCGCUGCGGUAAACUACCAGAUCUUCCAGACAUUCGUUUCUUAAGCAUGAAACUGGUAUACGACGGAGAGGACUACAAUCCACCAGGUUUCGUGCCAGACACAACCAGUGACCCAUCAUUCGCGAGUGCCGCUGGCUGGACGAAGCAGACCAAGGCAGUCACCGACUUUAUGUCUCGUUAUCAUGGGUUGUUGGACUUUGCUCUGGCACCACGCAUCUGUAGCGCCGGAUUGACGAUCACCUACCUUCAGCCACCAUCCCAGCCUGAGAACGUUGGCGUCCAUGAAGAAGCAGCCGGUAAGAGUAACGAAGAUGACGUCGGAAGCUCGAAGACCGACACUCCCUCGACUGUGGUGGCAGAGGACCUCUUCGAUCCCGAGCCAGCUCUGGCAAAACAGAGCAACGACUCAGUACAGCCAUCCCAGCACAUCGCCGGUCAAAGUAGGCAUCCUGAGCCUCGAGGUCCAAGAGGCACUUUUCAUGAAAGCCUGGACACACAGUCCAGCAAUGUUCCUCGGAUGAAGAGUGCGUUCGAUGAUAUGCUGCAGCCGGAACGCAUGACACAAGGAGAUACGCAAACCCAAGCACCACCUCGGGCGCCGCGGGCUGGCACCAGAUCGCUCACGACCCCUGCCGCAAAGUUGCCAUCUGAUGGCAAAUUGACACUGCUGCCCGGGGUCGCUGCGGGACUCAAAUCCGAGAAGGCGAAGCUGUACAGGACCGCCACCCGACUUGUUGCACCUAAGCAGAAACGAAACCAGCCAGAGGAUGUCGUGUUAUGCCAGUGCCAACAAGACGGCAGGGAUCGUGACAUGCUCCACUGCACCUUCUGCGACACCAGGCAGCAUUUCUACUGCUAUGGAUUCUCUGGUGCUAGCGACGACCCACGCAGACCCGCCAUUCACGCCUGUUACCAGUGCCUCUUUGGCAGCAACGACGCAGCCAUGCUCGACGAGCUCCGAGACCUUGCAGUCAAGCGACGAAUCGUGCUCUUUGGUCUGCGAACUGGUCCUUGGGAGACGACGGACAUGGCCGAGUCUUUGACACGACUGCAAAGCGAGCUUCUCGAGGCAGAUUUCAUUGAGGCUGAGCCGAAUUCGCAAGAUCCAGGCUUCGCAAAGACCAGACAAUCUCGUUUCCGCCCAGCGAUUGGAGCGGCAAGUCAUCGGGCUAUGAUUGAGCAACUCUUUGACCCGUUGGUUGUGGUUGAGAAAUAUUAUGCCAAGGAUGCUAACAUGCUCACGCCCUUCGCGGUUGCCAAGCGGUUCCACAGAGUGAGGCCUGCGAGCAUGUCUCCGCCAGCCAUGUCCUCUUCGAGCGACAGAGGACAAGACGCAUCAACUGUGGUCUCGGAAUGCGAUUCGCGAGCUUCAAAGUCGCCGAAUGUUACUCCCAGCCCACGCAAGCGUGCGAGCGACGAGCCGGACAUAUUCUCGACUCCAGCUCAGCGCGCUGCGACUGGCACGCCAUUGUUCAAACGCUUGAAGAGCGUGCUUUCGAAGUCCUCGCUGAAGGCGUACGGAUCAUCCCCGGCUCCGGUGGGUCGUUGA